UAUACUACUUGAGUACCUUUGAAGGUUUAAUCAGUCUUUUUGAUACUGAUACAAAUUAAUUCUAGAUUAUGUUAUUUAAAAACAGAAUAUAUAUAUAUAUCUAAUUUCUGACUUAUAAACUUUUUAAUAUAAUUUCUAUUUGGAAUUAUCCUAUUGGUGUUACAUAACUGAAAUCUAAUUGGUUCUAAAUUUGGCUUCACUCUUCAGGAAUCAUUGUUCCUAUCAAAAGCCAUCUUGCUUUUGUUGACCUUGAUGAAAAAAUUUGCAGCACCACUAUUACUUAUGAUGAUUUCUCUGCUUGUUUUUGUAAUGGUUUCUUUUCUGUUAAACAGUAGAAAUGGAAUUGAAGCAUCAGCAGAUAGUAACAAUAUUGAUCAUGUCAGGUUCAAGGUAACUGAUGAACAACCUUACAGAACUUCUUAUCAUUUUCAGCCUCCGCAAAAUUGGAUGAACGAAAAUUGAUAGUGAAUGUCUUCUUCAUUCUGCAGAUCCAAAUGCUCCUAUGUACUACAAAGGUGUUUAUCACUUUUUCUACCAACAUAAUCCAUAUGCAGCAACAUUUGGCGAUAAGAUCAUAUGGGCUCAUUCAGUAUCCUCUGAUCUCAUCAAUUGGAUUCAUCUCAAUAAUGCUCUUGAACCAAGUGAGCCUUAUGACAUCAACAGUUGUUGGUCAGGUUCAGCCACUAUACUCCCGGGUGAAAAACCUGUUAUUCUUUACACAGGAAUCGAUCACAAUAAACAUCAAGUUCAAAACUUAGCUACGCCAAAGAAUCUAUCAGAUCCUUUCUUAAGAGAAUGGACAAAACACCCUCAAAAUCCUUUGAUCACUCCACCUAAUGAGGUCGAAGAGGAUGAGUUCAGAGACCCUACAACUGCUUGGCAUGGAAAAGAUGGAAAAUGGAGAGUAAUCAUCGGUGCUCAAAAGGGCGAUGAAGGAAAAGUUAUUCUUUACCAAAGUGAGGAUUUUGUUAAUUGGACAGUGAGUCCAAAACCUUUUUUUGCAACAGAUAAUACUCGAGUUAUUGAAUGUCCGGAUUUUUUUCCCGUGUAUAUCAAUAGCACAAAUGGGGUUGAUACAUCUGUGGAAAAUUCAAGUGUUAGACAUGUUUUGAAGAUAAGCUAUCAAAGCAAACAACAUGACUAUUACUUUCUCGGUAAAUACGUAUCUGAUAAGGAAAACUUUGUUCCCGAUGAAAAAUUUACAGGAACUAGUAAAGAUUUAAGGUUUGACUAUGGUAAAUUUUACGCUUCAAAGUCAUUUUUUGACUAUGCUAAGAAUAGAAGAAUACUAUGGGGAUGGGUCAAUGAGUCUGACACUACACAAGAUGAUAUUGAGAAAGGAUGGGCAGGUUUACAGACAAUUCCAAGGAAAGUUUGGCUUGAUAAAAGUGGAAAGAGAUUAAUGCAGUGGCCGAUUGAAGAGGUAGAAAAUUUAAGAGGCUCGAAAAUCAGUAUUACUGGAAAGAAACUUGAGGGUGGAUCAACUCUUGAAGUCUCGGGCAUCACUGCGUCACAGGCCGAUGUAGAAGUGUUGUUUGAGCUCCCUGAUCUAGAAAGUGGCGAGUUGUUAGAAGAUCCGAGUGAAGUUGAUCCUCAACUAUUAUGUAGCAAACCAUAUGCAUCAAGAAAUGGACAAAUAGGGCCAUUUGGUUUGUUAGCUUUAGCUUCAAAGGAUCUCACAGAGCAAACUGCAGUGUUUUUCCAAAUAUAUAAAACUCCAAAUAGACAUUUAUGUCUGAUGUGCAGUGACCAUAGCAGGUCUUCAUUGCGACAAGAUCUUGAUAAAACCACAUAUGGAACAUUCUUUGACAUAGAUCCCAAUCUCAAAGAGAUUUCACUUAGAAGCUUGAUUGACAAGUCCAUUAUUGAGAGUUUUGGAGAUGGAGGAAGAGCUAGCAUAACAAGUAGAGUUUAUCCAUUAUUGGCUAUAAAGAGAGAUGCACAUCUUUAUGUAUUCAACAAUGGAAGCCAAAGUGUGAUUAUUUCAAAACUUAAUGCUUGGAGCAUGAAGCAAGCAGAGAUAGGCCUCGAGGGAAGUAUAAGAUGUGCCUAAGAAGGAAGUGAAGAUCUAUAAGAUGUGCCAUAGAAGGAAGUGAAGAUAUAUGAAGCAUACACAUCUCUAUCUUGGAGUAGACAUAUCAUGUUGUCCAACACGUCAGGGUCACUGACCGACACAUGUAAGACACGUGUUCGAAAAAUCAGACAAAUAUCUUUAAAUAAAUUUCUUUUUUAUUUUGAUGUUUUUUAAAUUAGUGUCCGACAUCCUUAUGAUAUUCAUACAACACAUACACAUGUAAGAUAACUUAGACUAUGUAUUUCAAAAAGAAUUUGUUUU
Molecule: messenger RNA, 2335 nt
Organism: Lathyrus oleraceus (garden pea)
Lineage: Eukaryota; Viridiplantae; Streptophyta; Magnoliopsida; Fabales; Fabaceae
Product: beta-fructofuranosidase, insoluble isoenzyme CWINV3
Exons: 7
Coding region: 503-2053 (516 amino acids)
Biological process (GO): carbohydrate metabolic process
Molecular function (GO): hydrolase activity, hydrolyzing O-glycosyl compounds
Source: RefSeq, a predicted model, not a curated record